Amaranthus tricolor (Joseph's coat) is the source of this 1854-nucleotide messenger RNA. RefSeq names its product probable glycerol-3-phosphate acyltransferase 3. The record is from RefSeq and is a predicted model, not a curated record. Gene Ontology annotation, molecular function: glycerol-3-phosphate 2-O-acyltransferase activity; phosphatase activity. Gene Ontology annotation, biological process: cutin biosynthetic process. NCBI's taxonomy places the organism in Eukaryota, Viridiplantae, Streptophyta, Magnoliopsida, Caryophyllales, Amaranthaceae. The coding region runs from base 15 to 1643 and encodes 542 amino acids. The transcript is spliced from 2 exons. Gene Ontology annotation, cellular component: membrane.
CUCAAACAUAAAAAAUGGCAACAUAUAUCUCUUUGUUAAGAGUUGUUAUUAUCUUCGUUAUUAGAAUAAUAUUCCAUGAACAUUCCAAAACUUCAAGGUACCUUCAAAGAAAACUUAGCAAUGUUUUUAACUCAUCACCUUCCCAAACAAAGCAUCAAAAAUACCCUUCAUUUUUAGGGUUAGAUGAACAAAUUUCUAAAGAUGAUUAUACUUUGAUCUUCAACAUGGAAGAAACAUUACUUAAAUCAUCAUCUAUGUUCCCUUACUUCAUGCUCGCGUUCGAAGGAGGAAGUCUUUUAAGAGCCUUUCUCCUACUUAUCAUGUACCCUUUUAUUAGCUUGUUUAACAAAGAAAUGGGGUUGAAGAUAAUGGUUAUGAUAAGUUUCUUUGGGGUCAAGAAAGAUGGGUUUAGGGUGGGAAAAUGUGUUUUGCCUAAGUUUUUCCUUGAAGAUGUUGGGUUAGAAGGGUUUGAAAUGGUGAGAAAGUGUAAGAGGAAAUUGGGUUUAAGUGAGUUACCUCAUGUGAUGGUUGAGAGUUUUUUAAGAGAUUAUUUAGAGGUUGAGUAUGUUUUUGGAAAAGAGAUUAAGGUUUUUAAGGGAUAUUAUUUAGGUUUAAUGGAAGAUAAUAUUAGUAAGAAUAAGAUGGAAGUUAAUGAUCUAAAGAACAUUUUGGGAAAGGAUAAUGGAGUGGAUAUUAUGGGUUCCAAUGUUUUUGGAAUUUGUGGCAACAAAUCAUUCUUAAGUCAUUCAUUGUUCUCCUUUUGUAAGCUAAUUUAUUUAACAAGUGAAGAAAUGAGGAGUAAAUGGCAAUCUCUUCCAAGUAAAAACUACCCCAAACCUUUAAUAUUCCAUGAUGGAAGAUUAGCUCUUAGACCAACACCAAUAUCCACUUUGGCCCUAUUUUUGUGGGUACCUUUUGGAAUUUUACUUGCCAUAUUUAGAAUUCUUAUUGCUUUAUGCCUACCCAUUAAUAUAUCAACUCCAAUUCUUAUAUUUAGUGGCUUAAGGCUAUUAACCUCUACAAAAAACCCUAAAGUUUCUUCAACUUUAGACCUAAAAACUUCAUCAAAAGGAAAACUCUAUGCUUGCAACCAUAGAACAUUGUUGGACCCACUUUACCUCUCCUUUGCACUUAAAAAACCACUUACUGCAGUUACUUAUAGCCUAAGUAAAGUAUCAGAAAUCUUAGCACCAAUUAAGACCUUUCGAUUAACACGAAAUCGUGAUCAAGAUGCAAUCAUGAUGAAAAAGCUCUUAAAUCAAGGGAAUCUUGUGGUUUGCCCUGAAGGGACUACAUGUAGGGAGCCAUAUUUGUUAAGGUUUAGUCCUUUAUUUUCUGAGAUGAAUAAAUAUAUAGUUCCUGUUGCAAUGGACUGUCAUGUAACUAUGUUUUAUGGAACCACUGCAAGUGGUCUUAAAUGUUUGGACCCUAUUUUCUUCCUUAUGAACCCUCGACCCAGCUACACCGUCCAAUUGCUUCAAGAAGUUCCUGGGUUAUCCACGUGCCAAGAUAGUAGUCAGUUGAGAUUUGAUGUGGCUAAUCAUGUGCAAAAUGAGAUCGGACAGGCACUUAACUUUAAGUGCACUAACCUUACAAGGGAGGAUAAAUACUUGAUUUUGGCCGGUAACAAUGGAGUUGUGUAAUUAGGUGGAAGGGGCAGCAACAAUCAAAUUCAUCACAUUAUUUGAAGAAUUUAAUUAAUACAUACUCUAACUGAGACAUGACCCAAUUCUCAAAACAAGCAAGUAUUAUACUUGCAAUCUAAUAAAUAAAUACAAAGUUUACUACGAUAAAUUCUUUAAGCUCUAUUGUAUAAAUUAUUUAAGCUCUAUUAAGUAUAGAUAUCCUUGUAAG